UACAUUUACCCACGUGAGGUAUUAAUCGCGGGUAUUUACUGCAUUUCUCUUUGUUUAUAUCUUGUUCCGAAAUUGUUUUAGUAAACUUCAAAUGUUUUGAUGUGGGAAGGAAGAGAGUCGUUGCUGGUUCUUAAUUUGUUUUUGUAACGGAGAUGUUUCACGUCUGGCGUGUAUGAGACUACGGGAACUUGUGGUGACAUGUCAGGAUUGUUUUUCUAAUUAUCAUCUUCUGUGUGUAGGAGGGGUGUCUUCUGUUUACUCCGAGGAUAUACAAACAUCUCACCAGAUCCUUUUCAGUUUGAGGCAGUCUACUGUCCUACAGUAUAGCUUGUCUUGCCGCAUCUGCAUCUUAUUGGUUACAGCGGUGGGGUACCAGAGGGACAGAAGAGGUACACGGCUAUAAAACAGACUGUCCAUGCAGCUUGCUAGAGAGAGAAAGACGGAGACAGAGAGCAUCCUUAUGCGUGCCUACAAUAUAGUAGACACACAGAUCGGAUAGUUUCGAAUUGGGCUAAUUAGAAUAGGUAUUUUAUUAUUGUUAUUAUUGUGUGUUAUUUUGUUUUAAAUAGAUUUUGUAUUACUAUUUCGCCUCAGACUGGAAUAGUGCCGGAUGAUAAUUGGAAUAACACAAAUAUGUAGCCUUCUGCUAGAAAGACGCAUCGGAAAUUUGUUGUAUCAUAACACAUAUAUAAACUAAAAGGAAGCUACUGGAGACCCAGCCGAUCUUGGAGAUCACCUUCUAUUUGAAUUUCUCCUGCCCAAACAUGAAGGCAUCUACCUUCCUCCUUGCUUUCCUGCUCGCCGUCUCUGUGGCCACUCGAGUCACAAGAGAGACGACACCAGAGAGCCUGCUUGAAGAGACCAAUCGGAGUCAAGAGGGGGACCAGCUGGGGCUUGACCAGGGGAGUGUACCCGGACAGCCUGCUGUGGAGAACAUUUCAGAGGUCCCUUUCAAGCCCAACCCCCCACGUUUAUACUACCCUCCCAUGUGUGUGAAGCCCACGGAGAUCAAGCACGCUUUCAAGUAUGUGAACACGGUGGUUUCCUGCCUUAUCUUUGUGGUGGGGAUCAUUGGGAACUCCACGCUCCUGCGCAUCAUCUACAAGAACAAGUGCAUGCGGAAUGGCCCCAACGUGCUCAUUGCUAGUCUUGCCCUUGGGGACUUGCUCUACAUUCUCAUUGCCAUCCCUAUCAACAUCUUCAAGCUGUUGGCAGAGGAUUGGCCAUUUGGGGUCUAUAUGUGCAAACUGAUGCCCUUCAUCCAGAAAGCAUCAGUGGGAAUCACGGUCCUCAGCCUCUGUGCUCUCAGUAUCGACCGGUACCGGGCAGUGGUUUCAUGGAGCCGUGUUCAAGGAAUGGGGAUUCCGCUGUGGAAGGCAGUAGAGGUGACUCUGAUCUGGGCAGUCGCCGUGCUCCUAGCUGUACCAGAGGCCAUUGCCUUUGACAUGAUGGAGAUGCCCUACAGAGGCACCAAGCUGAGGGUCUGCCUCCUCCACCCCCAGCAGCAAUCGGUGUUCAUGAUGUUCUACCGCGAUGUGAAGGACUGGUGGCUCUUUGGGUUUUAUUUUUGCCUCCCGCUGGCCUGUACAGGAGUUUUUUACACACUCAUGUCCUGUGAGAUGCUGAGCCGCAGAAUGGGGAUGCGUAUAGCACUCAAUGACCACAUGAAACAGCGUCGUGAGGUGGCUAAGACAGUGUUCUGCCUGGUGGUGAUCUUCGCCCUGUGCUGGCUGCCUCUCCACCUCAGCCGGAUCUUGAAGAAAACCAUCUACGAUGAGAAAGACCCCAACCGCUGUGAGCUGCUAAGCUUCCUGCUGGUAAUGGACUAUAUUGGAAUCAACAUGGCUUCACUAAACUCCUGCAUCAAUCCUGUGGCGCUCUAUUUCGUGAGCCAGAAAUUCAAGAACUGUUUCCAGUCCUGCCUGUGCUGCUGGUGCAAGAGGCCUACCCGAAACAUCACCCCCACCGAUGAGAAGGGAUCAGGGGGCCGUUGGAAAGGCCACUGCCAUGAAAACGGCCUGGACAGGAGCAGCUCCCGCUCCAGCCACAAGUACAGCACAUCAUAAUCGAGAGGGGCAGUUUGGAGCCUGGCAGCCACAGCACAGCCUGAAAUCCCAUUAUUUUUCUCAGAUAGGCUCCACCAUGGCAGCUGACGGAAGCAAAAAUCUACAAAAAACGGCCAACACAUUUCAUACUGGAAAUCCAGUCAGGGGCAGCUCCUUCGAACAAGAACACAAACACACCACGUGAGACUGACACUACAGCUCCGGGUGAAGCAAACCCAUUGCAGGAAUGAGAAUGGACAAAGGGAGGUAGAUACUGGGGUUUGACCAAAAAUUAGGAACACCUGCAUUCUCUGUAGGGUGUAGGGCCACCAUGCAAGGUGUUAAAAUUGUAGAGGAUGUGACACUUCCUCCAUGCUUGUGACGGAGGAAAUCUGCAGUCAGCAGUCAUUUAUGCAGUCUUGCAUGCAGAAUCUCCUGCUAUAUAUCCCGUCUUAUCCAUCAUGCGCCAAGAAGAUGAAUAUUGUAUAUCCGACAGACUACAUGUUAGGGAUUCCAUUUGAAUAACAAAUUAGUCAGUCAAGUAACUGUUGCUACAUAUUGCAGAUAUUCAUAAUUUUCUGCUAGAACCACCAAAUGGUUUGUAUAUAGAGUGGGAGGGGUUACACCCAACAUAUUUUUUAUCAGUUUAUAUCAAUAAUACUGACAAAUUAAUUAAUUCCUUGUUGUGUUUGCCUCUCGUCUGUCACCCAUUUACAGACGAGUUUCUUCUGAGACCUCAAACAGAGGGGUUAGUAUUCUAAAAAAACAGUGUUAAAAUUUCAGAAAAAAAGCCUUCUCUGACAGGGGUGUGUGAUGGGUUAAGUAAAUGGGCUAGUCUUAAAUUAAUCAGCUAUGAUGUUUGAAUCUGGGCCAGGAUGACAUCUUGAUUUGUAUAGCUGUCCUUCGUCGUGUUGCCAUGCAAGAGGAAACUGAAGCACAUCAAAGUGCUUGAAGAAUAUAUCAAAGACUAUUUAAAA
Acipenser ruthenus (sterlet) is the source of this 3022-nucleotide messenger RNA. RefSeq names its product endothelin receptor type B-like. Gene Ontology annotation, molecular function: endothelin receptor activity. NCBI's taxonomy places the organism in Eukaryota, Metazoa, Chordata, Actinopteri, Acipenseriformes, Acipenseridae. The transcript has 8 exons. Bases 765 to 2066 code for a protein of 433 amino acids. Gene Ontology annotation, biological process: enteric nervous system development; regulation of blood pressure; vasoconstriction. The record is from RefSeq and is a predicted model, not a curated record. Gene Ontology annotation, cellular component: membrane.